Pieris napi is the source of this 1590-nucleotide messenger RNA. RefSeq names its product pancreas transcription factor 1 subunit alpha. Lineage: Eukaryota; Metazoa; Arthropoda; Insecta; Lepidoptera; Pieridae. The transcript has 4 exons. Gene Ontology annotation, molecular function: RNA polymerase II transcription regulatory region sequence-specific DNA binding; protein dimerization activity; DNA-binding transcription factor activity, RNA polymerase II-specific. Gene Ontology annotation, biological process: regulation of transcription by RNA polymerase II; developmental process. Bases 122 to 760 code for a protein of 212 amino acids. The record is from RefSeq and is a predicted model, not a curated record.
CUCCGAACCUCAAUUCAGUUUUACGAGUCGAACAAUUCGUACAAUGUCGACUGCGCAGUAUCUCUUUAGUAAAAAACCGUGAAAUAUGUUUAAAAAUGAAAGUGUUUUUUAGUAAUGCAAUAUGGAUAAUGCUAAUUUAAACGUGUGUAAUUUAGAAAAUGGCAUAAUGCCUAUGAACAUAGAUCGGUCUCCAAAUUCUGGCCACAAUUCGGACAUGUUCCUUUAUGAUGAUUCUUCAAUGUCUGAUGGCAGUUUAUACGCUAGUGACCAAGAAAACCUUUCAAUUCCACGAAAACGGUCAGAAUGUAGACGGCUGCAUAAACGGCGAAGUCGGUGUCCGCAACAACAAAUUCAACAACGGCAAGCAGCUAAUCUGCGAGAACGGCGACGUAUGCAAUCAAUCAAUGAUGCCUUCGAAGGUCUCCGGGCACAUAUACCAACGCUACCUUACGAAAAACGAUUGUCUAAAGUCGACACACUGAAGCUCGCUAUCGGCUACAUAAGCUUUCUUGGAGAAUUGGUUCGCACAGAUAGAAGUUCAUCAGAUAACAUGCUGUCAGGUGUUGGGAACGGCCAGAAUAGAGAGGAACAGAAGAAAGUUAUUGUGAGAGGCAGUAAUUUCCAGUCACAUUCCCUUUCGUGGUCACGACGGGGUGACAGGCCCCCAGGUACAACUUUGCACGCCAAAAUCUGGGUUCCGGAGGAUCCAAGAGUAUUCAAUAGCACAAUUGACCUCCUUGACAAAGAAGAGCUAAGAUAAUUUGAUAAAAAAACGACACAGCCGACACUGACUUCUAAAGAUUCUCUUAUGAUUCUCUUUUGAAAUUAUUUAAAAUAGCAUAAGCAUAGGUGUGUAAUGUUUAUGCUAAAUUGUUAUGGUAACUUUGUAUUACUGGCGGUAGUGUUUUAAAUUAUUUUACAAAUUUAUCCAAAGUUGUGAAGCCAAAAAUUUAAAAAUCGGAAUGAAUAUUUUUUUAACUUCCACGAUGAGGAAUGUAAUAGUAUAGUAUUGUAAAUUAUUCUAUGAUAAGCAAUUAUCUAGUCGUUGUAGAUAUUUUAUCGUACGUUAAACUCUCUCUAUAUACCAAAGAAAGUAACAAAUUCUAGUUAUCUACAACUAUAUUAUUUGUAAGCUAAGCAGUAUAAUAUAUAUGUUCCUUUAAUUUUAAAAUUAGUUUUAUUUUGUUAAAAGUUAGUUCGUAGCUACAUACGAAACGCAAUGGAAAAACGAGUACAUUUUUAAUCGAAAUAACGCAUGUUAACGAAGGGAGGAGGCGGUAUCCCCCCUUCUUCAGGUGUUUGCGUUCCCAGAGGGGAACUGAGUGCCUUGAAAAUUGCGACUAUUUUAGGCAUCACAGUUUAUAUGAAAAUACCUACUGUUAGGUUAACAGCCUCUGAUCGAUUAUUCUGUUUUUAAGAUACCGCUGUUAUUAUCAUAGAGAAUUUUUAAUAUAUCAACGCUCUCGUUAUAACAGGACUCUUCCUGUUCUAACCUGACGAAACCACAUUUAUUUCAGCUUGGCUAGUAAAGAAAUAUCCUUAAACCCCAACUAAUUUAGAUAAACUUACUUAAUACCGUUCUUAUUCCAU